Molecule: messenger RNA, 801 nt
Organism: Ceutorhynchus assimilis (cabbage seed weevil)
Lineage: Eukaryota; Metazoa; Arthropoda; Insecta; Coleoptera; Curculionidae
Source: the annotation of a GenBank genome assembly
AUGGUAGACUAUGAAAAAGCAGAAACAGCAAAUUUGCAGCAAGAAUUCGAAUGGGUCCUGGAUCAAGAAAUUCACAAAGGCCUGGACCAAAUACACCAAAUCCUGGUAGAAUGUGCCCGUAGAUUUCCAGUGCAGCUUUACGGCCAUGACAAUUCGAGCAAACAAGACAAAUUUGUACUUUCAGUGCCUGCAGAUCAGUUAAAAUGUGUUGUCACACUAACUGGAGACAGUAUUACUCAUGCCGAUAUCAAUUUUAAAGUAACUAGACAAAAUUCAGCUACAAUGGUUAGGACUACAAUACAUACAGAGUACCCGUGGAAGUUGCAGCAGGUGCAAGAUGCAGCAAACCAUUUGCAGCAAGCUAUUUAUCACAUUGAUGAUGUUGGAAAAAAUUACAAAUUCAAGUCUUCAGAUGAAGUGUUGCACAUAUUGGGAAAUAUCUUGGGCAGUCUGCAAAGGGGCAGAACAAGCCUGAUUGUACCCAGGAAAAAAACGAUGGAUGAUUUAAUAAAAAGCCGAAACAUGAAAUCAUUAUCACCAAAUUUGUCUGAGGACUUGGCUAUUAGUUUUUACAUCCAAAGUCACAAAUUGAUAUUUGCUAUUUACCAACUGGUGCAUAGUCAUGGUGAAAUGAAGUACGAAUCUUCGCACGCUGAAUGCUCAGUACCCUGGCUGAACGAAGUUCUGGUACUGUUUACUGUGGGGCUACAGUUGUGUCAACAACUCAAAGAUAAGAUCUGUGUUUUCUCUCAAUAUAAAGAUUUUACUGUAGGAUCUAGAUCAGUGAGUCCCAUAAAUUAG